UGACAGAUGGGGAUGGACAAAGUGAACAUUUAUUACCAGUCUGCGAAGAUACAGCAUGUCAAAAAAGUGCCAUCUACUUAACUAAGCUAGGAUUGGAUCAGUGGAUUCCAGUCUUACAAGACUUCAGAAAUAAAGAUACACUCUGGGGCUUUGUACCAAAUCAAAAUGACAAAACUUCAAUGGAAAUUUCAUUUCCAAUUACGCUUCAUAUUGGAGAUUACAAUAUGGAUGGCUACCCAGAUGCUCUUGCUAUACUACAGAACACAUCUGGAAGCAAUCAACAAGCAUUUUUACUAGAAAAUGUCCCAUGCAAUAAUGUAAGCUGCAAGAGUGUACGUCGCAUGUUUAAAGUUUUUUGGGAGCUCUCAGAUCUAAAUCAAAUCAAGGAUGCAGUGGUAGCAACCUUCUUUGACAUAUACGAAGACGGAAUCUUGGAUAUCAUUGUGCUAAGCAAAGGCUACUCCAAAAAGGACUUUGCUAUCCAUACAUUAAAAAAUAACUUUGAAGCAGAUGCCUAUUUUGUUAAAGUUAUUGUUCUCAGUGGCCUCUGUUCUAAUGACUGUCCUCGGAAAAUAACACCUUUCGGUGUUAACCAGCCCGGUCCUUACAUCAAGUACACUACUGUAGAUGCAAAUGGAUACCUGAAAAAUGGGUCAGCUGGACAGCUUAGCCAGUCAGCACAUUUUGCCCUCCAGUUGCCAUACAACGUGCUGGGCUUGGGACGUAGUGCUAAUUUCCUCGACCACUUGUACGUUGGCAUUCCUCGUCCUUUAGGAGAAAAGUCCAUAAGAAGACAAGAAUGGACAGCUAUCAUACCAAACUCCCAGCUUAUAGUCAUUCCCUAUCCUCAUAAUGUUCCUCGAAGCUGGAGUGCCAAGCUUUAUCUGACCCCAAGUAACAUCGUGCUGCUAACAGCUAUAGCCUUAAUUGGUGUCUGUGUUUUCAUCCUGGCAAUAAUUGGCAUAUUACACUGGCAAGAAAAGAAAGCUGAUGACAGAGAGAAGCGACAGGAGGCUCAUCGGUUCCAUUUUGAUGCUAUGUGACAUGCCUUAAUAUUUAUGAAGGAGCUGCUACUCAUUUGCUUAAUUGAAAUACUAAAUUCUGAUUUGUAAAAUGAUUACCGUGAAAGUACUGCUGGUGUGCUAUUUGUAAAUGUUGCGUUAUUUGGUAUUUAUUUGGGAAGUAUUAAAAUUAGACCUGAAUGUCUCACAAGGCCUUUCGGUUAACAGACUGUAUAUAAUAGCAUUUGAUCUUUAUUUAACAGAACUGUAAAUUUAUUUUUCUUCAUAAAGGGAUCAAAUUGCAUGUACCAUUGUUUAUGUACCACCAAUUCUUUAGUAAUAUUUAAUAGAAGGAAAGCUGUGUAAAUAAAGUUUAGCAUUUCAGUGAGCAGAAUUCUUUGUACCACUUGAAUUGGUCUUGUCAUUUAUAUAUUCCUGUGAAAUAACCUGCAUUUCUGAAAAUUAAGCUUGAGCAAUUUCUCAGAUGACUUGAUCAUUAAUUAUUUUGAUUGUACUAAAGGUGCUCAACC
Leptosomus discolor (cuckoo roller) is the source of this 1531-nucleotide messenger RNA. The record is from RefSeq and is a predicted model, not a curated record. Lineage: Eukaryota; Metazoa; Chordata; Aves; Leptosomiformes; Leptosomidae.